GCGGCGGCGACGGCGGCGGCGGCCGAGGCAGUGGAGGCCGAGGCUAUGAUGGCGGCGACCGCAGCGGCUCGGCUUCAGGCGGGGACGCGGCAGGCCCCAGCGCUCUGGCAGAUGCGGUGGCUACUGCUGGUGCUGGUGGCGCUGGCGGAGGCGGAGCAGCAGGUGCCGCUGGUGCUUUGGUCGAGUGACCGGGACUUGUGGGGUCCUGCAGCCAACACCCACGAGGGCCACAUCACCAGCGACAUGCAGCUCUCCACCUACUUAGACCCCGCCCUGGAGCUGGGCCCCCGGAACGUGCUGCUGUUCCUGCAGGACAAGCUGAGCAUCGAGGACUUCACGGCAUACGGCGGCGUGUUUGGGAACAAGCAGGAUAGCGCCUUUUCUAACCUGGAGAAUGCCCUGGACCUGGCUCCUUCCUCGCUGGUGCUUCCUGCUGUUGACUGGUAUGCGGUCAGCACUCUGACCACUUACCUGCAGGAGAAGCUCGGGGCCAGCCCCCUGCAUGUGGACCUGGCCACCCUGCGGGAACUGAAACUCAAUGCCAGCCUGCCGGCCUUGCUGCUCAUCCGCCUGCCCUACACAGCCAGCUCUGGUCUGAUGGCGCCAAGGGAGGUCCUCACGGGCAAUGAUGAGGUCAUCGGGCAGGUGCUCAGCACACUCAGAUCCGAAGAUGUCCCGUAUACCGCAGCCCUCACGGCGGUCCGUCCUUCCCGGGUGGCCCGUGAUGUAGCCAUGGUGGCCGGGGGGCUAGGUCGCCAGCUGUUGCAAAAACAAACAGUGUCAGCUGUGGUCCAUCCCCCUGUGAGUUACAAUGACACUGCCCCCCGGAUCCUGUUCUGGGCCCAGAACUUCUCGGUGGCGUAUAUGGAGCACUGGGAGGACCUGACCUCCCUCACCUUUGGGGUCCAGGAUCUCAACCUAACUGGCUCCUUCUGGAAUGACUCCGUUGCCAGGCUUUCGCUGACCUACAACCAACUCUUUGGUACCACGGUGACAUUCAGGUUCAUUCUGGCCAACCGCUUCUACCCGGUGUCUGCCCGCCACUGGUUUACCAUGGAGCGCCUUGAAAUCCACAGCAAUGGCUCUGUCGCCUACUUCAACGCCUCCCGGGUCACGGGGCCUAGCAUCUACUCCUUUCACUGCGAGUACGUGGGCAGUCUCGGCAAGAACAGCGACCUCCUCGUGCCCCGCACGCGGCCCUCUAACUGGCAGAUGAGCCUGCAGCACUUCCAGAUCCAGGCCUUCAACGUGACAGGCGAGCAGUUCUCCUACGCCAGUGACUGCGCCGGCUUCUUCUCCCCGGGCAUCUGGAUGGGGCUGCUCACUUCCCUGUUCAUGCUGUUCAUCUUCACCUACGGCUUACACAUGAUCCUCAGCCUCAAGACCAUGGACCGCUUUGACGACCACAAGGGCCCCACCAUCUCUUUGACCCAGAUUGUGUGACCCUGUGCCCGUGGGGGUUGCGGGUGUGAUGGUGUCCAGGGUGUCACUUUCCCACCUUGAGGCACGCUGGACCGAAGGGCUCCCCCUCUUCAUAGCAUGAACCCCCCCCCCCAGUUCCCCUCGGCCUGUCUUGUUACCCCUUCAACACGCUGAGGGGCUCCCCCCACAAUCUACCAGCAAGGUGUACAUAGUUCUUCGUAGAUAGUAGACCAAUCUCCCAGGUCCAGUCAUUGUAGGGGAGAGGACGUGAGUUCUGGGACCACUCCUCCCUGUAUUUAUUCUCAUCUUUCCACCUUCACCCCUUGCUGUUUAUAGUGCUUUUGUGUAUCAAAUGCUCCUUCCCCAGGCUUUACAGGGCUCCCUGCAGCAGCUAGAAGCUGGAGGUUCCCUGAGUUUGGGGCGGUGUGGAAGUACUAUUUAAUUGUCCUGCUUGGCUGGUGUCAUUGUCUUUUGGUGAUGUGCUAAUGAUAAGCAGUACACUGGGGCUUGUUUCUGUGGCCUGAUAAGGAAGGGACCUCCACAACACCUGGGUUGGGUGUGAUCAUUGGUUUUCUGGCAUGUACCAGCCAGGAGUGCCUGGCAGGAGCCUGGGGUUCUCGGUGGUUUCCUUCCUAAUAAAAUAAAGACAGGUUGCCAUGCUUA
Molecule: messenger RNA, 2085 nt
Organism: Suricata suricatta (meerkat)
Lineage: Eukaryota; Metazoa; Chordata; Mammalia; Carnivora; Herpestidae
Gene: ATP6AP1
Product: ATPase H+ transporting accessory protein 1
Exons: 10
Coding region: 46-1443 (465 amino acids)
Cellular component (GO): proton-transporting V-type ATPase complex
Source: RefSeq, a predicted model, not a curated record